Molecule: messenger RNA, 1666 nt
Organism: Cariama cristata (Red-legged seriema)
Lineage: Eukaryota; Metazoa; Chordata; Aves; Cariamiformes; Cariamidae
Gene: TRIP4
Product: thyroid hormone receptor interactor 4
Exons: 12
Biological process (GO): positive regulation of DNA-templated transcription
Cellular component (GO): nucleus
Molecular function (GO): zinc ion binding; transcription coactivator activity
Source: RefSeq, a predicted model, not a curated record
GUACAUCUUGUCAAUAACAAAUGAGGACGAGAUCCGGGAGUAUGUCGUUGACCUCAUUCAGGGGACUGACGGGAAGAAGAGUCGGUUUGUAGAAGAACUGCUGGCCAGGUGGCGGAAAUCCUCCCAGCUGCCAUCUGAGCCUUUGCCAGCAUAUCGGAAAAAGGAUGAGACUUCAGAAGUGCCUCGGGCUGGAGACCAAGCGAAAAAGGGUAAACGCAAAGGAAGGAACAAGCAGGAGACUCUUGCGUACGCUGACCCAAGUGCACAUGUAGAGGAAGUAAAAACCCCCCUGGACCUGGCCAAGGCACAGGAGAAGAGCAGUGGAGUCAGCAGCAGUAGCAAUUCCUCUAAGAAGAAGCUCAAAUAUGUCAGCCUGUAUACCAAGGAGGGGCAAGACAAGCUGGCCGUCCUGAUCCCUGGGCGUCAUGCCUGCGAGUGCCUGGGCCAGAAGCACAAGCUCAUCAACAACUGCUUGGUUUGCGGGCGCAUUGUCUGCGAGCAGGAGGGCUCUGGACCCUGCUUGUUCUGUGGUGCUCUGGUGUGCACUAAAGAAGAGCAGGACAUUCUUCAACGGGACUCAAACAAGAGCCAGAAGUUGCUGAAGAAGCUCAUGGCAGGUGCUGAAAGUUCAGGGAAUUUGGAUGCCAUAAGCAAAGACUUACUGCCUCGACAAGAAGCUAGACUCAAAGCAGGCCUGGAGAUGGCUGUGAAACACAAAGACAAGUUGUUGGAAUUUGACAGGACAAGUGUGCGUCGAACCCAGGUCAUUGAUGAUGAGUCAGAUUACUUUGCCACAGACUCCAACCAGUGGCUCUCCAAGCAGGAAAGGGAAGCCCUCCAGAAGAGAGAGCAGGAGCUGCGGGAGCUGCGUCACGCCUCUCGGCUUGCCAAAAAAAUCACCAUUGACUUCGCUGGCAGGCAGAUCCUGGAGGAAGACAACAGCAUGGCUGAAUACCACAGCAAACUGGAUGAAACCAUCGAAGCCAUUAAUUGUGGCACACUGAGUGAGCCAGCCAGGAGCCCAGAAGCAAAGGCAACUCUGAGUUCUGGUGUUUUAGUGAAUCCCCAUCUUCUUCAGCCUGCUCCUUUGUGGGUGGACCAAACUGGUUUGCUCCCACACAGGAAAGCCAUCCAUUCCAUGGAUGCUGGAAAUGAGUCUGGCUCAGAGCGGAACAGGUUGCGGAUUCAGGAUCGAGAGUUGCAAGAGAUCUCAGAUGAUGGGUGGUGCCUCAGCAUGCACCAGCCUUGGGCUUCCUUGCUCAUAAGAGGAAUCAAAAGGGUGGAGGGCAGGACCUGGUACACAUCUCAUAGAGGGCGGUUAUGGAUUGCAGCUACUGCUAAAAGACCUUCCCCUCAGGAAAUCUCUGAACUGGAGACCACCUACAGAAUGCUGCUCCGGAAAGAUGUGGAAUUUCCAAGCGAUUAUCCCUCAGGGUGCCUCCUAGGCUGUGUGGACGUGACCGAUUGUUUAUCGCAAGAGCAAUUUAAUGAGCAGUAUCCGGAUCUGAGCCAGGAGUCCGGGUCUCCAUUUGUCUUUAUCUGCACUAAUCCCCAGGAGAUGGUUGUGAAGUUUCCCAUCAAAGGAAAACCCAAAAUCUGGAAACUGGAUGCAAAGAUCCAUCAGGGAGCAAAGAAGGGGUUAAUGAAGCAGAAAGAGAUGGAGUGA